UUUAAUGCACAAAUAUGACAUGUUUAACAUUUUGAUUAGAAACGUGGCGAGUUUUAGCAGAUUGCGUCACUUCCUGUUUGUGUGACAGGGGGAGGAGCUACAGCUGCACCGGCUGACAGGACGCUGUGGGUUUAACGUCCAUCUACUCUUAAGACGCCGUCCCGCUGCCGUGCGGCUGUUUCUGCGGUUCUGGUUCCGAGCGCCGCGGACUGAGCCUGAGCCAUGGUGCAGGAGUACCAGUCCCCGGUCCGGGUCUACAAGCGUCCCUUCGAGGUGAUAAUGGCGGCUUAUGUGAGGAGGUUCCCGAAGUGUCCCCUGAUCCCAGUGUUUGUGGACAGUGAGAUGAUCGGCGAGACCCACAACGAGGACGGCUCUGUGGUAAUAACGGAGAGGCGCUGUACGAUCGACAUCGAUGCCCCUCGACUCCUCAAACGGAUGGCUGGGGUGGAGUACCUGUACUUCAUUCAGAAGAACACCCUGAACCGCAGGGAGAGGACGCUCCGCAUCGAGGUCCACAAUGAGACCUUUUCCAACAGAGUCUUCGUUCGCGAGUGCUGCAACUACACGGUUCAUCCAGAGAAUGAAGACUGGACAUGCUUCGAACAAACCGCUAGUCUGGAUAUCAAGUCCUUUUUUGGCUUUGAAAGCACGGCUGAGAAGAUCGCUAUGAAACAGUAUGCUAGUAGUAUUAAAAAGGGUAAAGAAAUCAUAGAGUACUACCUCAGAGAGCUGGAGGAAGAAGGGGUAACUCACAUCCCUCGCUGGACCCCUCCUGCUGUCUCUGGCACCAGCAGUGCCAGGCGUCAGCUGCCGCCAUCUACAGCCAGAGCCAUCCCAGUGAACGGUGCCAGGGAUGGGCUGCACAGUAAAGACUCAGAGCUGCUGACUGGCUCCCCUGACGACAAGUUGGAUGCUGACUACAUCAGACGUUACCUAGGUGAUUUCACGCCUCUGCAGGAGAGCUGUCUUAUUCGACUGCGCCAGUGGCUCCAGGAAACCCACAAGGGAAAGAUUCCAAAGGAUCAGCAUGUGCUGCGCUUCUUGAGGGCCAGAGACUUUAACUUGGACAAAGCCAGGGAGCUGUUGUGCCAGUCUCUAACCUGGAGAAAGCAACAUCAGGUGGAUUUCCUGCUUGACACGUGGGAGCGCCCACACCUGCUUCAGGAGUAUUACACGGGAGGCUGGCAUCACCACGACAGAGAGGGACGCCCCCUGUAUGUUUUGCGCUUGGGUCAAAUGGACACUAAGGGUUUGGUGCGAGCCUUGGGGGAGGAGGCGCUUGUCCGACAGAUGCUGUCAGUCAAUGAGGAGGGCCUGAGGCGAUGUGAGGAGAACACCAGAGUGUUCGGUCGACCCAUCAGCUGCUGGACUUGUUUGGUGGAUCUGGACGGUCUUAACAUGCGUCACCUGUGGAGGCCGGGCAUAAAGGCUCUGCUGAGGAUUAUCGAGGUGGUAGAAGCCAACUAUCCUGAGACUCUAGGGCGCCUCCUCAUUCUCAGGGCCCCUAGAGUUUUCCCAGUGCUUUGGACCCUGGUCAGCCCGCUGAUCGAUGAAAACACUCGCAAGAAGUUUCUUGUGUAUGCUGGAAACGACUACCAGGGUCCGGGAGGUUUGGUGGAUUACAUUGACAGAGAGAUCAUCCCCGAGUUCUUGGGAGGCAACUGCAUGUGUGACAUCCCUGACGGAGGCAUAGUCCCCAAAUGUCUGUAUAGGACAGCAGAGGAGUUGGAGAGCGAGGAGAACAGACUGCUGACUGACUCCAUCUAUAAGAGCGCUAGUGUCUUCAAAGGAGCGCCGUAUGAGAUGCUCAUAGAGAUCACAGAGGCCUCCUCUGUCAUCACUUGGGAUUUUGACGUGUGUAAAGGAGAUGUGAUCUUCAACAUCUACCAUUCCAAAAGGGCCCCUCAGCCCAGUAGGAAGGACGCUCUUGGAACCCAUGGCAUUGCAUCUCUGGGUGCUGUCAGUCCACAGCUGAUAGACAGGAGCUGGGUGCUGGGCCAGGACUACAGCAUGGUGGAAAAAGCCCUCACCUGCAGGGAGGGAGAGAGCGUACAGGGCUCCCACGUUACACGCUGGCCCGGCUUCUACAUCCUCCAGUGGCGUUUCCACACCUCCCCACCCUGCACCGUCUCCAGCAUGCCUCGAGUGGACGAUGUGCUGGCGUCUCUGCAGGUCUCCUCCCACAAGUGUAAGAUCAUGUUCUACACCGAGGUGCUGUCAUCCCAUGACUUCAGGGGAUCCAUGACCAGUCUGGAGUCAUGUCACAGCGGCUUCUCCCAGCUCAGUGCUGCCACUACGUCCUCUAGCCAAUCACAUGCCAGUUCCAUCUCAAGGUAGCAUGUGUUCAGAACGUGCACAGCAGCAACUAAACAAGACAGUAUGAACUUAUCUGACAUUUGAAGAGAAGAACAUACUGUAGUUGCACAAAUGUUUAUUCUGUUCUUUCCUUGUACUUGAAGUAGCACAUUUUUGUCUUGAUAAAUGACACCGUAUGUUACUAAUGUACAGUGCAGCAUUUGCACAUGUCUAACUUCGGCUUUGAAGUAAGAUGCCUAUGUAAAAUGACAUUACCAUUAUUAUACUUUGCACAAUAUCUGGAUAAACACAUCCAAAUAGGAGACGAGAGCUAACAACUGAUUACACUGCGUCGGUGUUUAAAGCAUCCAGGUUUAAUCCCUGAAGGGUUUUACUUGAACUGUCCACAAGAUGUCAGUGUGCUCUUUGACUGGGGCUACUCUGCAGUAAACUCACAUUUAUUCUGGUAUGCUGAAGAAUCCAAAGGGGGAUUAAUAAAUAAAGACUUCAUCAUAAAUAUUGAUGUAUCCUCCAAAAUGUGUCUUUCCUCAGUUUUCCGAUGGCGAAUGCAUCACUGGUGCUGUACUGAAGUAAUAUUUAGAUGGAGUAAAAAGAUAGUAAUUUUUUUCCCAAUAGGUGAAGUGUGGUUGGCUGAUAAAAUAAAAUAUCCAUUAAAAUAUGCUGAACACUCCA
Betta splendens (Siamese fighting fish) is the source of this 2988-nucleotide messenger RNA. RefSeq names its product SEC14-like protein 1 (gene sec14l1). The record is from RefSeq and is a predicted model, not a curated record. Gene Ontology annotation, biological process: negative regulation of RIG-I signaling pathway. The transcript is spliced from 16 exons. Gene Ontology annotation, cellular component: cytosol; cytoplasm. NCBI's taxonomy places the organism in Eukaryota, Metazoa, Chordata, Actinopteri, Anabantiformes, Osphronemidae. Gene Ontology annotation, molecular function: RIG-I binding. The coding region runs from base 223 to 2337 and encodes 704 amino acids.